Molecule: messenger RNA, 1626 nt
Organism: Saccostrea cuccullata (small rock oyster)
Lineage: Eukaryota; Metazoa; Mollusca; Bivalvia; Ostreida; Ostreidae
Exons: 3
Coding region: 1-1626 (541 amino acids)
Source: RefSeq, a predicted model, not a curated record
AUGGCAACUGGUGUUGAUGAAAACAAGGGUAAGAAGGAUUUACAAGAAGAUAUUGAUGAAAACAAGGGUAAGAAAGACUUGCAAGAAAUUAUAGAGCAAAUCAAUGCAGAAGAGCAUUACAGGGUUAUAACAAAAGAGGAGUAUGACCUGUUGAAAGGGCAGAAAAUUCCAACUACCCCUAAAGUUGAACAUGGUUUGAAUAAGGGUACCAUUCCUAAACUACCAUCCUUAGGUGAAGUACCGAUCCCUAGUCACAUACCCUCACCAGGUUAUUUACACCCACCAAGUCUUAUGUCAUCACAUCAAUUGUUUAAUAGCUCUGCUCUGUUUCAUCAAAAUAACAACCCUACCCCUAUAAAACUUCCAACUUUUAGCGGUAGUGAGCAAGUUCAGAAAGGUGAAGUGAGCUAUGACGUUUGGUCGUAUGAGGUAAGGUGCUUAAAGGGCCAGUGGCCUGAUCAUGUUCUUUUGCAGCCAGUGAGAAGUUCUCUGAAGGGGACGGCGAGGGAAAUUCUAAUUCCACUUGGAGAAUAUGCAACAGUUGAGAACAUCCUCGCAAAGUUAGACGAUUUUUAUGGGAAUGUCUGCACACCCGAAAACAUCAUGCAGAAAUUUUAUUCAGAUCAUCAACAAGAAGGUGAGUCAAUUGUUUCCUAUGGAUCUAGGUUAGAACAGUGUUCAUCAAAAGCUGUAAAAGUAGGUCACAUUGAUGUAAAUGCCAAGGACCCAAUGCUUAGAUCAAAGUUUUGGUCAGGUUUAAGGAGCACACAGUUAAGAAAUGCAACAAGGCACAAGUAUGAGACUGUAAAAGAGUUUCACUCCCUUCUUAGAGAAAUAAGACAGAUUGAACAAGAGGAAACUAGUUUAAAAUCUGUAAAUUCAGUUCCAAAAUCAAGUGUUGCUAUGUCAAAUUCUUUUCAGACAAAUACCUCCAACAACACUUACCACAGAGGAAAUUUCCGGGGCAGGAAUAAAUUUGUCAACAGAGGCAGAGGAAUGUAUUUCCAAUCUCAGAAUCAACAGCAACUGCCAAACCAGCAGCACCAGAUUCAGCAACAGACUCAGCAACCAUGGCAAACAAAGGCAGUUUACUGGUACAACACAGCAGUCUGGUUAGUUGGAGAAUCCAAUGAAUCUGAUAUUAUUGUCAAUGGCUUAAGAACAAAAGCUCUCAUAGACUCAGGAUCUAUGAUAACCUGUAUUUCUGAAGAAUUUUUCAAACAUUUAAACCCUAGGCCUGAGUUACAUGACCUUUCAGAAUUUGAACUCAAUGUUCAGAGCGCUAAUGGCAGUGCUUUGCCAUACAGCGGCUAUGCAGAAAUUGACAUAUGUGUACCUUUCUUUGGUGAAUUUACAUAUACUAUUCCUGUUCUAGUAGUUCCCCAGACAAAUUAUUCAAGGCAAGUACCUAUGAUUCUUGGAACUAAUUUCAUUCGUUUUUACAGGAAUGCUUGUAACCAGAAUUCCACUGAUUCAGAUGAUGUUCCAGAACAAUGGAAGAUAGCAUUUGACAGCAUGAAUGAUGAAACACCAGUGAGGACGACUAACAAGUGUACCAUUCAAGUGCUACCAAAUGAGACAGCUUUAUCUGCGUCUCAAGUACAGAGAAACUGCGUGUCAAACUAG